Messenger RNA from Ruditapes philippinarum (Manila clam), 984 nucleotides. RefSeq lists its product as uncharacterized. The coding region runs from base 56 to 934 and encodes 292 amino acids. The transcript is spliced from 9 exons. NCBI's taxonomy places the organism in Eukaryota, Metazoa, Mollusca, Bivalvia, Venerida, Veneridae. The record is from RefSeq and is a predicted model, not a curated record.
UCUGUCUUUGCUAAGCGCAUGCGCAAAAAUAUAAAUAAAACACAUUUGCCUAAAGAUGAAGGCAUAUGGUAUUUAUGUAUGUUUGGUAUUAAUUCUGAUAUUUGUUUUCGGUAUUUAUAAUACACAUGGAGCUAGGGGAGGGGCGAGGGUGAGAUCCACAUCGAGGACACGGAGCACGAGUAGUGGAACGAGAAGUUCUGUCAGAAGUGUUACAAGAUUCGGGACCCGUAGUUCCUAUAGCGGAUCUUCUUAUUCACCAGGGACAUGGAAAACGGCGGCGGCCGUCGGUACAUUAUAUGGACUGUCCAGUUACAAACACAGAAGGCGGUACUAUGAUUCUCCAAACAGUGAGCCGACAGUUUGUUUCAACGAAAAGAACUUGAAAAAUGGAACAUAUGGGUAUUUCAUUUGUCCCGAAGAGGGACAAGACGACGAUAUGGCAUAUUGCUGCGGGGACGAAGAUGCUCAGACAUGUUGUGAAUAUACGGAUGCGACGGCUGUGGGACGAAUUAUCGGAAUAGUAUUUGGUGUUCUCGCCGCUUGUGCGUGUGUGGGCAUUUUGGUGUACUGUGUUGUCAUACAAAUGAAACGAAGACAAAGAUUAAAUGGAACAACAUACGCUCAAAAUACUUCAACAGGUACAGCCUCAGUUCAAUAUAGUGUAAAUCAGCCUUAUUUUACAAACGGUUCCAAUUUCCAGUAUGACCAAAAACAAGACAUGUCGUCAUAUCCGGAAACGGCAAAUUCCUACGACACCAUAGGCAACACCGAGGCAAAUGGUUCUAUGUCUAAUAGGCCGAUAGGGUUUGAAGGGGAUAGAUCUCAGCCACAGAAUGGUGUGUCUGGACCUCCGCCAUAUUCUCCCUCGCAAUAUAACGGCUUUCAAGACACACCUUCGGCGCCCCCACCUCCGUAUCCCGCAAAUAACUUCUAGGACCAACUUUCCUUCGAACAUUUGUUUGUAAAUAAAUUGUUCCAACUCUA